Molecule: messenger RNA, 1092 nt
Organism: Penicillium antarcticum
Lineage: Eukaryota; Fungi; Ascomycota; Eurotiomycetes; Eurotiales; Aspergillaceae
Exons: 3
Coding region: 1-1092 (363 amino acids)
Molecular function (GO): oxidoreductase activity
Source: RefSeq, a predicted model, not a curated record
AUGGGCCAAAUGACCGAUCAUGAUGCUUGGGCAAUCCAGAAGACCAUCAUGCAGACUGAGUUUCCCUUCAUGGUUCUCAAGUCACUCCAGUUUGCACUCUUUCGUACAUAUGGCAUCCCAACAAUCUCCACCCUUCUCCUAAAAACAUCCCAGUUCUCCGACUCAGCCACUUCAUUUAAACGAUACGCCGACACGGGUGCACUAAUCGGCGAGUUCAUGGCUUUUCACCCAAGCUCAGAUCGAGCCCAAACAGCAAUAGCCCGAACCAAGUUCCUCCACAAAGGAUAUCGAGCAAGCGGAAAAAUUCUCGAAGCAGACAUGCUGUACACACUCAGCCUCUUCGCCAUCGAACCAAUCCGAUUCGUGAAACUAUAUGAGUGGCGCGAGAUGACGGAGAUGGAACGCUGCGCCGUGGGUACAUACUGGAAAAGUCUUGGUGACGCAUUGGGAAUCAGCUAUGAUGUCCUCCCCUCCGGUAAGGAUGGUUUCCAAGAUGGAAUCCACUGGCUGGAAGAGAUCAAUGCUUGGAGCGAGCAAUAUGAGGCACAGCACAUGAAGCCUCACCCACGCAAUAAGGAAAUCGCAGAUAAAACCAUCGAUGUGUUGGUAUACAGUCUGCCUGGAUUCAUGAAGCCACUUGGCGAGUAUUUCGUCUCAUUCUUGAUGGAUGAACGUCUGCGAGGUGCCAUGAUGAUGGAACCCCCUCCAGCCUUCUUUAGCUUCACUUUCGCCUCAAUAUUCAAGCUACGUCAGUUAUGCCUUCGGUAUCUGGCUCUCCCACGCCCGAGUUUCAUGCGGUUAGAUGUAUUCACUGAGAAGCCUAACGAACAUGGUCGAAAUUGGGUACUUAUCUAUGAGGGGGCCCCAUUCUACGUGCAGCCCACGAUUUGGAAUCGUUGGGGUCCUGUGGCAUGGUUCAAGUGGGCUCUUGGACAGCCUUUGCCUGGUGAUGAUGGCGACAAGUAUUACCCCCAGGGUUAUUAUACACCUGAUCUGGGCCCGAAGUAUUUUGAAGGAAAGGGACGAAAGGAACUUGAGGCUAUACAAGAGACUCUGCGUCAGGAGCGGAUGGGGCAAUGUCCUUUUCCAUGA